Messenger RNA from Aspergillus terreus NIH2624, 1698 nucleotides. Its product is annotated as fungal specific transcription factor domain-containing protein. The record is from RefSeq and is a predicted model, not a curated record. The transcript is spliced from 5 exons. The coding region runs from base 1 to 1698 and encodes 565 amino acids. Gene Ontology annotation, molecular function: sequence-specific DNA binding; zinc ion binding. NCBI's taxonomy places the organism in Eukaryota, Fungi, Ascomycota, Eurotiomycetes, Eurotiales, Aspergillaceae. Gene Ontology annotation, cellular component: nucleus. Gene Ontology annotation, biological process: positive regulation of transcription by RNA polymerase II; DNA-templated transcription.
AUGACCGAGAAGCUCAACCUGAGCCCGGCCAUCAACGCCCCCAAUUUCUAUCUAGAUGGCGAUAUCUACCCUUUUUCUUGGAACCGCUCCACAGCCAGCGAGCCCCCAGAUAUCAGCGGUCUACCCUCGAUGAACUACGCUCUGUAUCUGUUCAAUAUAGUCAAGUUCCAUCUAGGGCAGAUAUGCCGCUUUUUCGACGAAGAGUCCUUUAUAUCCCACAUGCACAAAUUCUACGCUAGCACCACGCCCGAGGAGGCAACCAAGCCGCGUUUCUGGUUCGUGCAGUUCCUCCUGGUCCUUGCGCUGGGAAACGCAUUCUGCUCCCGGCCGCGGAACCUCUCCGGGCCGCCUGGGUCAAAGUUCUUUGCCCGCGCGAUGUCCGUAAUGCCGAGCGGGACGGCUACCGGGAAGGAUAGCUUGUUGGCCAUUGAGACGUUGGCCCUGGCGGGGGUAUAUCUGUAUUCGAUUGACCACCGGGAGGCCGCGCAUGUACAUGUCGGUCACGCCAUACGCAUCGCACAACUGGAAGGACUGCACACCCAGCUUCCGGAGGAGGAACUCGGCGCGGCCACAGUCGCCCGGUGCAGGAAUCUCUGGUGGACUCUGUACAUCAUGGACAGACAUGUUUCGUCGUCCCUGGGGCUCCCGAUGACCACACAAGACAGUGACAUAACCACCUUGGUCAAUACCCCGAGUGCCAGCCUACACGACAUCAUAUUCAGCCUUCAGAUCAGGCUGACGCAGAUGCUGUCGUACAUUCUAAACACCAUCUAUAAGACAGAAAAGACCCGGUUAGGCAGGUUCCUCGAGAUUACAAGGAACGUCCUACAGACAAUGGCCAAACACGCGGAAGAGAUUGAGAAGAUGCUCCACGUGAACUUCCAAGGUUCGAUGGACAACGUGCCGCAAGAGACGCGCCAUAUCAUCCUGCUCUACCACCAGUGCGUAAUAAUCGCAACACGCCCGCUCCUCCUCUCGGUCCUGAAAGAACGCCUCGAUACACUCAACCGCGCCGAGGAAGAAUGGCAGAACAGCCUCGCCCUCCCCAAAUCCCUCAUCUCCAUCGGGAUCAAAUCCGCCGUCAAAAUGCUCCAAAUCCUGAGCGACGAGAACUGCCACCUCGAAAUUUUCCUCCCCUUUGACCUCGAAUUCACCUACGCCGCCGCGCUCCACCUGACCAUGGCCAACGCGCUCUUCCCGCCCGCCGACGAUCACACUAACACCUACAGCCGCACAGCGCACUCCAUCCUCGACGAGAUGAUCCGCGGUGGGAACAAGGUCGCCGCGGCGCGCAAGGGCGAGCUGCGCUGCAUCGAGGGGUUGUUUGAGGAGUUCGCUCAACGAGUGCAGCAAGGCGGGCUCCGCGUGCUCACGUUGUCGGGCUCGGGACCGGGGGCGGGACAUGCAGAUGGUGGAUCUGGGUCUGGGGCGACGGAUACUGACAUUCAAACUGGAAAUGGCACGGGAAAUGGGGAACCCCCCGCACAGGUGCCUGCAGCGCAGCAGUUAUCGGUGAAUGGGACGCGGUCGCCGUCGGUAGACCCGUCUGCGUCGGUGAAUGUCGAUUCGCUGGAUGAUGUUACCGGGAUCUCGUCGUAUGAGUUCUUGUCGAUUGUGGAUCAGAUUGGGAAUCCGGAGAUGCUGUAUAAUGUUCUUGAGGUUGGGCCGGAGUUGUGGGAGGAUCCGUUUGGUUCGUAG